This is a messenger RNA of Spirometra erinaceieuropaei, 324 nucleotides long. The record is from the annotation of a GenBank genome assembly. Lineage: Eukaryota; Metazoa; Platyhelminthes; Cestoda; Diphyllobothriidea; Diphyllobothriidae.
AUGGAGAAGUCACAGAUUCUGAAGCGCUGGGCCGCGCACUCCAAAAGCGUCCUCAACCGCCCCUCCACAAUCUCCAGAGCCCCCACCGGCCGACUCUCCCAAGCGAAAAUCAACGUCGGCCUGGACCUCAUGUUCUUCCUUCCAGAAACCAUUCGCGUCGUGCAACAACUCUCCAGCGGGCUCCGGAGCAAUCCUAGCCGAAAUCUACAGGCACGACGGCCACCGCCUGAUGGAUCAGCACAUCAACCGGCAUGGCGUAAAGAAGUGAAAACCGGCUCCGCCAUCUAUGAAACAGAUCGGAUCGCUGCCGCCAAAGCCAAAUGA